Messenger RNA from Triticum turgidum subsp. durum (durum wheat), 1305 nucleotides. The record is from the annotation of a GenBank genome assembly. NCBI's taxonomy places the organism in Eukaryota, Viridiplantae, Streptophyta, Magnoliopsida, Poales, Poaceae.
AUGACCCAAAGUUUCAACGAUGAGGCAUACAUGCCAACUAUGGGUAUUGGCUCCAACAAUUCGCAUUGGUCUCAAACAAAUGACAUGCAUCUCGAUGACCAUGAGUUCGAGGUGGACGAGGAUGGUGAGGGCAUUGUCGAUGCACCGAAAGGAAGAGGAGGCAACUACACCAAUGAAGAAGACGUCUUGCUAUGCAAUACUUGGUUGCAAGUGUCGAGGGAUCCAUCCGUUGGAGAUUGUCAAAAGUGGGUGGCCGCACAAAUGGCGGUUGACAAGUUGAAUCCAAGUGGCAUUAAUGAUGAACAUAGGCGUGAUGGUAUGGAUGAUUUGGAUAUGAGCAACAAACACAUGCAAACAAUUGAUUUGGAUGAUGAUGAGGAGGAGGCAUCAAGUGAUGACGGCAAGAGAAGCCCCACACCCAACUCGGUUUCAUACUCGAAGCCAAAACGACCGGAUGUGUGCGAGAAAGACGCAAAAGAAAAGAAGAAGAGGAAAAGAGAUGAUGAGCUAAAAAAUGCUAUGAAAACUAUUGUGAAGGGAAGAAAAGAAGCGAACGAGGUGAGGAAGAUGGUAAGGAACCAAGAUGCCGCGGCCGAGGAGAGGAAGGUGGCAUUGGAGGAGAGGAAGCCGUGGGAGGCGUACACGUCGGACACGACCAUCGAUCUCUCCAAGCACCACAAGCCCAAGGUGCUGCUCGACAAGAUCGCCUACUGGACCGUCAAGUCGCUGCGCGUGCCCACCGACAUCUUCUUCCAGCGGAGGUACGGGUGCCGGGCGAUGAUGCUGGAGACGGUGGCGGCGGUGCCGGGGAUGGUGGGCGGGAUGCUGCUGCACCUGCGGUCGCUGCGGCGGUUCGAGCAGAGCGGCGGGUGGAUCCGGGCGCUGCUGGAGGAGGCGGAGAACGAGCGGAUGCACCUGAUGACCUUCAUGGAGGUGGCCAACCCCAAGUGGUACGAGCGCCCGCUGGUGCUGGCGGUGCAGGGCGUCUUCUUCAACGCCUACUUCCUGGGGUACAUCGUGUCCCCCAAGUUCGCGCACCGCGUCGUGGGCUACCUGGAGGAGGAGGCCAUCCACUCCUACACCGAGUUCCUCCGCGACCUGGAGGCCGGCAGGAUCGAGAACGUCCCCGCCCCGCGCAUCGCCAUCGACUACUGGCGCCUCCCCGCCGACGCCAGGCUCAAGGACGUCGUCACCGUCGUGCGCGCCGACGAGGCGCACCACCGCGACGUCAACCACUUCGCCGCGGACAUCCAUUUCCAGGGGCUGGAGCUCAACAAGACGCCUGCCCCGCUAGGAUAUCACUGA